ACUUCAACCUCAACCUCCUCUUCAUCCUCUACCUCCACUUCCACCUCCACCUCCACCUCAUCCUCGUCCACCACCACCACGACACCUGUCACCGUGUACCCGCUCAACAACCCCUCCUUCGAGGUGGACACGGUCGAUGCCGGUGCCUUCACCACGUCGGCCACAGGCUGGUCCAUCAACGGCCGUGCUGGCACCUUCCGCCCAACCCCAUCCAUCUUCCCUCUGCCUCUCGCGUCCCCCGCGGACCAGGAGCAGCUGUUCUGGAUGCGCGGUGGCGCUGCGGCCUGGCAGGUUGUUCCCGACCUCACCAUCUCCUCAGACACGGCCUACUAUGUCACCCUUGCUGUUGGCGCUCGCCUCGACUUCCCCUUCCCCGAGAGCUUUGGCGUUGCCCUGACAAACGGCUUUGGCAACGAAACCAUUGUCUGGAGCCACUACAACGCUUCCAGCCUCGGCCUCACCCCAGGCGGCUUUGUCCCCAUCACACUCUGGUUCACCACCGCCGAGAACGCCUUCAGCGAGUUUUACGGCGAGCAGAUGCAGAUUCGCUUCUGGUCCAACGGUGAAGCCCGCUCCCAGGUCAUCUUCGACAACUUUGCUGCCACCAGCGUGGUGGACAUUGUCACCACCACGACGGAGGCCCCCAUGGACCUUGCUGUCUUCAACCCGAGCUUCGAGCGCGACGACCUCAUGAGCCGUGGCGUGGAGUGGAUCGACUCUGCCCGCGGCUGGGAGGUCACUGGCCCCGCUGGCACCUUCCGCCCCGACGCCACCCACUUCAACCUCAUUGAGAACAACACCGUGCUGCCACCGCCGGCCCGGGGCGCACAGGCCCUCUUUGUCCGCCCCAUCAACGGCCGCGCCAGCCAGAUUCUGCGCAUGGCCCCGCUCGAGCGCGACGGCGUGUACGAGGUCUGCUACUCCGUGGGCAAGCGCCUCGACAAGGCCUUCCCCACCGCUGCUGUCGGCCAGCUGCGCACCUGGCCCAACGGCCAGCUGCUCGCCAGCGCCAUCACCUUCCAGUCUGACGUCACCAGCGGCCAGUUUGUCCGCGAGUGCCUCGUGUACCGCGGCUCGGACGCGAACGCCACCGCGGACGGCCAGCUGCUGCAGCUCGUCUUCUUCGUCCAGGGCACAGACCACCUCGCCCAGGCCGUGUUUGACAACGUCGAGGCCAGCACCCAGUUUGUGGACCAGGUGGACUUCACCACCUUUGAGCCCACGACGGAGGAGGUCACCAUGCCGCCCUUCGUGCCGGACUGCGCCAGGGAGUGCACGCCGCGCAUCGCCACCCCGCUCGAGCAGUACGACCUCGGCUGGGAGGGCCUGACCGACGGCACCACCGCAGACCUGACCGACAACGGCCACCUCGAGGGCAUCGUCGUGGCGCGCACGGCCGGCAUUGUUGGUGUCUUUGGCUUUGACGACAACGGCACCCUGGUGCAGGAGGUGGUGGACGACACGCUCAACGAGCCCCGCCACGUGGAGGCUGCCGACAUCAACCGCGACGGCAGGCCCGACUUUGUGGUCACCUCCAGCAACAGCGACGAGGUCAUCGUGUACGUGAACGAGGGCGCAGCGGUGCCGGGCGCCAUGCCCAACAUCACCAAGCACGUGCUCGGCGUCACCAUCGACGACCCGCGCGGCUUUGCCCUCGCCGACGUCGACAACGACCGCGACCUGGACAUCAUCGUCACCUCGCAGAGCACCGGCACGGUGAACAUCCUGUACAACGACUGCUGCCGCCCCCGCCGCCCCUGUGGCGUGUGCGGCCCCAUCACGUGGUCCCUCGAGGUCAUCACGGGCGUUGCGGGCGCCCGCUCCGUUGUCGCCGCAAACGUCGACGACGACAGCUGGCUCGAGCUCGUUGUCGGCGGCGCCUCCGUCUCCGUUAUCGACCGCGUGGACGACACCUGGAUGGUGCGUGCCGUGAACGAGGGCACCGCCACCAACUUCAUCUCCGUCGCCGCUGCAGACGUCAACCACGACGGCCUCACGGACGUGGUUGCCGUGUCCCUGUCCAACAACGCCGCGUACGCCUGGCUCAACGCCGGCAGCGGCACCUUUGGCGUCGGCCUCAUCCUGUCCAACCAGCUCAUGGGCGCAUACGACGUGAAGCUCUCCGACAUCAACCUCGACGGCUUUGUGGACAUUGUUGUGGCCUCGCGCCAGGACAGCUCCAUCUCCGUGUUCUACACGCGGCCGGGCGUGAUUGAGAACCGCGUCGUGCUCUCCAGCGCCGUGGAUACGGUGCACAGCGUCAUCGUGCGCGACCUCGACUUUGACGGCGACAUUGACGUUGCAGGCAUCUCCUUCACCACCAACAGCGUGUACUACCUGCAGAACCUGUGCUGCAACGACCUGCCCCCGACCACCGCCGAGCCAACCACCCGCCCGCCGCGCUUCGUCGUGGCCAACCCGUCCUUUGAGGCAGACUCGCUGGCCAACUCGGCCACCUCCUUCGUCACCCGCGCCACGGGCUGGAGGGUCACGGGCACCGCGGGAACGUACCGUCCCGAAAUUGCCGCCCUGCCCCGCGAAGGCAGCGCGCUCGCCCCGCCCUUGGACCGGCAGCAGGUCGCCUUCCUUCGCGCGGGCUCCGUCAUCCAGCAGACGCUCGGCAACGCGCGCAUUGUGGCCAACGGCUUUGUGGGCGUGUGGGUGGCCGUGGCCUGGCGCCAGGACCGCUUCUUCGCCUUCCCCAACGUCACCAUCUCCCUCGUGUCCUCGGAGUCCGGGUAUGAGCUUGCCAGCACGCUGGUGACGGCGGACCACCUGGACAACACCCCCGGCACCAUCUACCCGGCGCACGUGUGGUUUAUGACGGGCUUUGGGCACGAGGCCAACGGGGAGUCGCUCACCAUCCGCAUCAGCGCCACGGGCCCCUCCAACUCGCAGGCCGCUGUGGACAACGUCUCCGUUGACUUUGACCGGCCCGAGACAACGCCCAUGGCCACGACCACCGUGGAGACGACGCAGGCCGCAACGACGGUUGAGGCCACAACGGAGGACAUGGCCACCACGGAGGACGUGCUCAUCACCACCACGGAGGAGCCCGAGACCACGACGGCCACCACCACCACCACCACGACGGAGGCCACGACGACAGAGGAGGUGGCGCCGACCACCACGACCGAGGAGCCCACCACCACCACCGAGGAGCCAACGACCACAGAGGAGGUCAUCAUCACCACCAUGGGCGCCCCCGCCACCACUGCCGAGGAGACGUGCAUGCCGCUGUUCAUCGAGAACGGUGGGUUUGAGGCCGACGACGCCUCUUCCGCGCCGAACAACUUCCUCCUCUUCGCCUCUGGCUGGAACGUGACUGGCUCUGCGGGCACGUUCCUUGCGCCGCCCACCGCCUUUGACGACACCAUGCCCGGGGGCUUCCUCGCCCCGCCCGCAGACGGCAAGCAGGUGCUCUUCAUCAAGCCCGGCGCGAGCGUGUGGCAGACGGUGACGUCGUUCACCUUUGUUGGCGGCAACAACUACACGAUGCAGUUUGCUGUGCUGUGGCGCCGCGACCGCCCGCUCGUCUUCCCGGAGAGCAUCACCGUCACCACCACCUCCAGCGUGCUGAACCAGCCCAUCGCCACCGCCGUCAUCACCCGGCAGCAGCUCGGCAUCGUUGCCGGGCAGCAGGUGGAGGUUGUGCUCACCCUGAGCGUGGCCCGCGACGCGCCGUAUAUUGGCGAGGGCGUCACCGUCGAGUUUACCGCCGACGGCGUGUCCAACGCGCAGGCCGCCAUCGACAACGUGCGCAUGUGCGAAACGGAGGCCCCGGCCACCACCAUGCCCAUGCCCACCACCGCCGAGCCCACGACCACGACGACCACGACGACCACGACCACGACGACCACCACGGAGACGGUCCUGCCAACCACGGAGGAGCCGCCCAUGGUGCUGCCCAUGCGCAACCCAAGCUUUGAGGUGGACGACCUGAGCGAGAGCAGCAGCUCGUUUGCCUCGUACGUCGCCACGGGCUGGCAGUUCUCGGGCUCUGGCCUUGCGGGCACCUUCCGCCCACGGGCCGGCGCCUUUGUGACCACCAACCCGCUGCCCUUCCCCGCCGACCGCGACCAGGUGCUCUUCAUCCGCCCGUUUGUUGCCGUGUCCCAGGUCAUCCCGGAGUCGAACAUGAUUGCGGGCGCCAUGUACUCGCUCUCCCUCUCCAUUGGCUGGCGCCAGGACACCGCCACCACCUUCCCCUCGGCCAUCUCCAUCCAGCUGCUGAGUGCCGACCUCGGCGUCGCGCUUGCCGUCGAGCAGUACACGGCGGAGAGCCUCUCCCUCGUCCCGGGCACCUUUGUCAGCACCACGCUCGGCUUUGCUGCCCCGACGGACGCCGUGUACCUUGGCGAGCAGAUCCGCGUUGUUGUGCGCGUCAACGGCGAGACGGUGGCCCAGGCCGCCAUUGACAACUUUGAGAUGGUGGUUGAGCUGCCGCCGCCCACCACGCCCGAGCCGCUCACCACCACGCCCGAGCCAACCACGACGGAGGAGCAGACGACGACGGCCGAGCCCACGACUGAGGCCGCGCCACUGCUCGUCUCCGGCUCCUUUGAGGAGGACAACGUCACCGCCGACAACUUUGUGCUCUCGGCCAUUGGCUGGGAUGUGUCUGGCCUGUGCGGCGUGUUCCAGCCAACCACCACCCACUACCCCGGCGCCAUCACGGGUGUCCUGCCCCCACCGGCCGAUGGCCAGCAGGUCCUCUUUGUCCGCGCCGGCGGCCGCGCCGUCCAGGUUGCAGCCGGCGUUGCCUACGAGCCAAACUUCAACUACUCGCUGCACUUUGCCGUUGGCUGGCGCCAGGACUCAAGCAUGAUUGUGGGCACGACGGUGCGCCUCGCGUACCCCGUGGACGCGACCUCGUAUGCCGUGGUUGCCGAGCGUCGCAUCACCGCAGAGGACCUGCAGCGCGGCGCGUUUGAGUGGUUCACCCUCAGCUUCAUGUCCACCGCUGGCGGCGACCACAUUGGCCGCGACGUGGUGGUGAUGGUUGUUGCCGACGCGUCUGGUCGCGGCCAGGUCAACUACGACAACUUCAUCCUGGAGGCUGUCGAGGGCGAGGCCACAACCACAACUACCACUACGACCACAACCACAACCACGACCACAACCACAACCACGACCACGACCACGACCACGACCACCACCACGACGACGACCACGACGACGUGUGCUUCGAGCUGCAACCCGUCCUUCACGGGCGCGUCUGUGGCGUCCAUGGCCGGCGUGUACGAGACGCUUGUGGCGGACGUCAACGCUGACGGCAUCAACGACAUUGUUGCCACGUCCGACUCUGCUGGUGCGCUUGCUCUGCUUGGCGGUGCAGACGCCACCACCUUCAGCGUCUUUGCCACCUUCCCCGGCGUUGCGGAUGCGCGCGCUGUUGUUCGCGGCGACGUGGACGCUGACGGGCGCCAGGACUUUGUUGUCGGCGGCGGCUCCACCAUCACGUACGUGCGCAACACGGGCGAAGGGUACACGCCGUACGUGGUGACCUCCUCCGCUGCUGGCGUGCACGAGGCGAUCCUGCUCAUGGACCUCAACGGCGACAGCCUGCUGGACAUUGUGGUGAGCGAGCGCAACGGCGACGCCGUGCGUGUGUUCACGGCGGCGCGCGGCACCACCGAUCCGCUCGUGUUUGCCCCAUCCACGCUGCUGAACCUGGAUGGCGCCUUUGGCCUCGCCGCCGGCGACGUGAACGGUGACAAUCUCGAAGACAUUGUUGUUGCGGGCCGCGACUCCAACUCCAUCGUGUACCUGCAGAACAACGGUGACGGGUCCUUCUCCUCCUUUGUCGUCGCCAACAGCGUCAACACGCCACGUGACGUUGAGCUUGCGGACAUUGACAACGAUGGCGAUCUCGACAUCAUUGUCGCCGUCUCCGGCGCGGGCUCCGUUGUUGCAUACGUCACCUCCGCCAGCGGCAGCGUGUUCACGCCCGUGACGCUGUCCAACACGGUGCCCGAUGCGUUUGACCUCACCGUCGGCAACGUGAACGGUGACUGCAACGUGGACAUUGUCGUUGCCCAGCGCGACGCCGGUGUUGUGACCAUGCUCAUGAACGAUGGUGGUCUGUCCUUCACUGCCGUGCAGCUCACCGCCAACGCCGCGGGCGUGACGGAUGUGACGCUCGCUGAUGUGGACAAGGAUGGCUCCAACGACAUUGUCGUCAGCGCAAACGGCGCUGGGGAGGUGCGCGUGUUCUUCAGCAGCUGUGGUACUGGCACUCUGCCACCCACCACCACGGGCGGCUCGACCACCACCACUACCACCACCACCACAACGACUACCACCACCACCACGACCACCACGACUACCACGACUACCACUUCCACAACCACAACCACAACGACUACCACGACCACCACCACAACCACAACGACCACGACGACGACGACCACGACCACCACCUCAGUCUCGACGACGUUUGUGUGCCCUGCCAUUGGGCUGCAGUGCGAGGCGGUUGGUCUUGGCACGGUUGACGGCGAGUGCGACCCCAAGUGGACUGCCCAACGCAUCAGCUCCUCGCUUGGUGAUGGCGCAUACAAGGUGGUCACGGCCGACUUCAACAACGACGGCUUUGCCGAUGCCGCCACUGCCUCUGUUACAGAUAACGCGGUUGUUGUCUACCUCAACAACAACGGCGCUCAGUCCUUCACCGAGACGGCGCUCACGUCGUCGUUCACUGCCCCUCGCGGCCUUGCUGCCGGCGAUGUGACGGGCGACGAUGUGCCUGAUCUUGUUGCCGCCUUCACGGGCAGCGGCGCGCUUGUCCUCUUCACCAACGAUGGCUCUGGCGCAUUCACAGCCUCCACCAUCGCAGAUGACGUGGCUGAUGUGAACAACGUGGCGCUUGGUGACUUCAACAACGACGAGAACAACGACAUCAUCAUCACCCGCCGCAACGAGGCCAUCGUGGAGGUGUUUGUGUCUGACGGCGCCAACCCACCAGCCUUCACGCGCGUGGUUGUGGACACCAACGCCAACGGCGCCUUUGAUGUUGCUGUCGCCGACUUUGACCGCGACGGCGACCUGGAUGCCGUUGUGACGGCUCGCGAUGACGACCAGGUGGUGGUGUACGCCAACACCAUUGUCGAUACCCUUCCCACGUUUGUCAAGACCAUUGCCGGCACCGCCAGCCAACCGCGCGGCGUCACCGUCGGGGACUUUGAUGGUGAUGGUGACAUGGACAUUGCCACGGCCAACACCGGCGACGCUUCUCUCGGAGUCAUCUACAACGACGGCAGUCUGACGUUUGCGUCCUUCAGCUUCUCCACGGGCAUCCUUGCCGACGUGUACGAGGUGUAUGCCACGGACAUUGACCUUGACUGCGACGCGGACAUUGUUGUGUCUGUCACCGGCGCCAACGCCGUUGUUCUCUAUGACAACUUUGACCCGGCGACACGCGGCGCGUUCCAGUUCAACGCCGUCUCCAGCGGCGCUCCCGACGUCCGCGGAAUUGCUGUCGCUGACGUUGACAACGAUGGCGACUUUGACAUUCUCGCUGGUGCGUCUGGCAGCACAGACUUUGUCUACUACAAGAGCGACUGCUGCAUGCUCGCUUAAGCCCACAAUCCUUUUUUCUCUGUCCCCGUACACAGCGUUGUUUUCUACACUUGUCUAACGAGUGUGUGUGCACACAUGUUUGAGUAUGCGAGUAUGUGUUUGUUUGUUGUGUGAUUGGGGUUUGCUUUCUGUUUGUUUGUGCAUGAGCGCGUACGUAUGUGUGUGUGUGUAUGGCCACAUGUCUUUGUGCUUUCAAGCGUGGUUGUUGUUUUGUUUGCUCGCUUGCUUGCUUGGUCUCGUGGUAGGGGCGGGUUUGUUCCCUUUCCACCUUGUGCCGUGCGUCGUGCCGUUGUGCAUCGUGCAUUGUGCAUUGCGUACCACGAACCCUGCAUGUCACCCCUCUCCCACACACAUCCUUGGAAGAUGUUCUUCUUUGUGUUUGCUUCUUCGAUACCCUCUUGUUGUCCUUGUUGUUGGUGGUGGUGGUGUUGCUUGUUACUGUCGAGUGUUUCCCCCCGUGUCCAGCCAUCAUCAUGUAUGUGAACAGCCAACCCAACCAGCCGACCAAGAGCCCUGCAUGUGGGGGGAAGUGUGUGUGUGUGUGUGCUGCUUGGUGGAUGUGCAACAGCGGCCACCACGGGCUGUCACGUCGCUUCUUGCUUGCUUGCACUGCUGCCGAUGCUGUUCUCGCUGCACAUGCUUUUACGACAAAGUGUUGCUUGUUGUGCGCGGUCAGCAGAAGGAGUUGGGAAGGAGAGGUGUUUGGCGCUGUGUUUGUGCAUGUCUUGUGCGUGUGUGCGUGUUGUUGUUGUUGUUGUUGUGUGUUCCCAUCGAAUGAACGAUCAUGGAGCAAAA
Messenger RNA from Salpingoeca rosetta, 8373 nucleotides. RefSeq lists its product as uncharacterized. The transcript has 8 exons. Lineage: Eukaryota; Choanoflagellata; Craspedida; Salpingoecidae. The record is from RefSeq and is a predicted model, not a curated record. The coding region runs from base 265 to 7578 and encodes 2437 amino acids.